Messenger RNA from Beauveria bassiana ARSEF 2860, 2598 nucleotides. Its product is annotated as raffinose synthase Sip1. The record is from RefSeq and is a predicted model, not a curated record. NCBI's taxonomy places the organism in Eukaryota, Fungi, Ascomycota, Sordariomycetes, Hypocreales, Cordycipitaceae. The transcript has 6 exons. The coding region runs from base 1 to 2598 and encodes 865 amino acids.
AUGCAGAUUCGAUUUCAUACUUCUCCCCGCCUCGGCGAUGUCACCACAGUGAAGACAGGGAGGCAAUUCAUCAGCGCUGUCCUUGAAGUUCCCCAUCGUUUUGCAAACGAGGACUGGCAACUCUUAUUGUGGCACAGUACAGAUGGAGAUGAUUGGAGGGCACUUCAAUUCGCUGCUGCCACCGGAGAGGAGAAAGCAGUGGAGCUAGAAUCAUCUCCCUCACUCUCACGGUUGCAUUUCCGAGCGGAAACACACUUUAACAAAUCAAUGCAAUUUACCAUCAAGUUCCGUUAUGCACUCGAACAACCCUGGAUAUGGGCCAACGAAGAAUAUGGAAUUGGCGAUGGCUUUGUGGUACUUCAAGAUAUAGCAGCCACUUCUCAGAGACUCGAGGACUUGAUUCCCGACCUUUCCUCACAAUGGUCAAUUUCUACUCACCAAAGCGAAGCCCCAGAUACGACACUAUGGUCCUUGACCACUCGAAUAGGGCCGAGUGUGGCAGACGAAUCGAGCUUCCAGGAUGUUGAAAUCGGUACUCCCUUUACGCACUUUCAAAAGUGGUUCGCACUAGUCAGAGCUGGUAUCCCGUGGCUGGCUCCCAGAAAAGGGCUGUCACGAUGCUCACUCGAUAAAGAUGCUAUACUCUGCUCCUUUGCUGACGGACAGGGCCGCCAUUUGGUCUUUCUUGCCAUGUCAGGCGUCGACGACAUACUCGCCCUCUUCCGCAGCACAGAUACCAACUCUAUAUCUCUUCAUGCCCGCAAUGAUGCUCCAGUGGAGCGAGAUCUUAUGGUGCUCGUCUCAACCGGGUAUGAAGUUGACAAGGCCAUAGCCGCCGUUGUAUACCACGCGAGAAGCUUAAUCUGGAAGUAUUCCCAGAUUCACGAUGCAGGUUUGCAGUCAGAUUCCUCUACUGAUUUCCGGCCGAAAUGGCGAGAAAAUUGGAUAGGUACUUGGAACUCCCUUAGCCAAAAAUUGACUGAAGACAAGAUCCUUGAAGCCCUCGAAAAUCUGGAGGAGAGCGGCAUCAGAAUUUCGAAUCUCAUCAUUGAUGACAACUGGCAGUCCAUCGACACGUUGGACCAAGGUGCCGCGCAGGCUGGCCUCCUCGAGUUUGAAGCAAAUCGCGCCGGAUUUCCCAGCGGUCUCAAAAGCACCGUCUCCAAGCUUCGUCGCACACAUCGAACCAUUGAGCACAUCUUUGUCUGGCACGCUCUACUAGGGUACUGGGGCGGCAUCUCCCCGCGCGGCGCCAUUGCGCGCAGCUACAAAACCACCCACGUCCGUCGCGAGGACACCGGCACCGACAUGACACUCGUCGCCAACGAAGACAUUUCAAAGUUUUACGACGACUUUUACGCCUUUCUGGUGCAGUCGGGCGUCGACGGCGUCAAGACGGACGCGCAGUGCAUGCUCGACACUUUGGCCAGCGCCUCGGCCCGCAGGGCGCUCACCAACGCGUACCUCGACAAGUGGUCGAUUGCGUCGCUGCGACACUUUGGCGUCAACGCCAUAUCGUGCAUGUCGCAGUUUCCGCAGGCCCUUUUCCACGCGCUGCUGCCGCAGAUCCGGCCGCCCGUGACGGCGCGCAACUCGGACGACUACUUUCCCGACGCGCCCUCGUCGCACCGCUGGCACGUGUGGGCGAAUGCGCACAAUGCCGUGCUCACGCAGUACCUCAAUGUCGUGCCGGACUGGGACAUGUUUCAGACCGUGCACGAGUUUGCAGACUACCACGCAGCGGCGAGGUGCCUGAGCGGCGGGCCGGUCUACAUCACGGAUGUGCCAGGACAGCACGACCUGGAGCUGUUGAAGCGAGUGACGGCGCUCACAACGCUGGGUAAGACGGUCAUUUUGAGACCAAGCGUCGUUGGCAUUGCGCUGGAUCCGUAUCUUGAUUACGAUUCUGGGGCUUUACUCAAGAUUGGCAGUUUUCAUGCCGGAGCCCCAACUCUUGCAGUUGCCGAAAUUGAUCAAAUUCUCUCAGGAUCCGGAAGCGGCGGCAUCUCGCUCAUGGGCGUGUUCCAGACCUCGGACGCGCAAACCUCGUCCCUGACGCUGCUCUCCGAGUUUCGCGGCAUCUCCCACACCUCGUCCUACGUCGUGCGCGCCUACACGACCGGCCGCGUCUCCCACCCUCUGCGCUUCACUGACGGUCACGUCCCGUCGUUGCUCGCGACGCCGAGUGACGAGGGCUACGAGAUUUACACCGCGUAUGAGCUCACGCGCUUCGCGAGCCGGCGGUGGCGGCGGCAGGGCGAGAUCAGCGUCGCCAGUCUAGGUCUCGUGGAUAAGAUGACGGGCUGCGCCGCGAUAGAAGCGAGUCACGUCGAGAUGGACGCCAAGAUAUCCGUCACGUCGAAACUCAAGGCGCUUGGUGUCUUUGGUGUUUACGUCUCGAGUUUACCUAACAUGACAAUUGAUGACAACUUCAUGGUCACCAUCUUUGGUCAUCCUGUGCCGAGACACACGGUGCGGAUCUCGAGGAAUGCCGAUACCGUCCUCGAGGUGGAUGUGCAGACUGCAUGGAAGGAGCUGGGGUUGGACAGUGGUUGGAGCAAUGAGUUGGAAGUCACCGUCAACAUACUCAGAAUCUAG